AUGUCAACUGAAGUGUCCCAAUUGGCUCAGGCCAGGACGCUGGCCAUGCAAAAUAAGCCGGGAACAAUGCUUCCGAAGGUUUUAGAGACCGCUAUGUCGUUGUAUCGCUCCGCUGCAAACCCAUCCGCAGAAUUGGGCAGACUAUGUUCCAGGUUGUUUAUGGAUGUACUCAAUCAUGAAGAAGUUGCCUCGAGCGAAAAGCCUUUCAUUUCGUCGCAACAUUUGCCGACAUUAUCACAAAUGUGCCGAAAUUCACUAGACCAUAUCACAGUUCAAAAUUGUAUUUUGGGUUUUAGUCGAUGCUACGAAUGGCUUUUUGAUUUAGUCGCUAAAACUUCAAAUAAAGAACUAUGGGAUGCUAUGGACCAGUUCAAAAGCUUCAUUAUAUCCAAGUGGAAAACGCCUUAUCCGUUGUCGCCAACGGAAGAUCUUCUCAACGACCACGCCCGAUCCCUAGGUGUGAAGCUGGCAAUUAUCAAAUUUAUCUCAACAGUGGUCAUCACACAUACGCAGGGACCUUCGGGCAGUGGAUUUGCUUCGCUACCCGAGUCACACCCUGUUAUUCCACCUAAAACUCAACUUGGAUCAGGAGCUAAGAAACUGCUAGGCUAUCUGUUGGGAUAUCUUUCUGAAGAACCAAUGAUGGUUUCAACCUUGUUCAUGGGGGUACUCAACUGUUUGGCCUUCAUUAUGAAGCAACGGCCCCAAGCCACAAGUCAUAUCUUGGUGGGUAUUUUGAGGUUUAACGUGGACAACAAAUAUCAACAGGACUCGGAAAAGGUUUUACAAUAUCGAUUGGCGAAAAGAUUCGUGGAGCGAUGCUAUAAAAUAUUUGUUCAGUUUGGUCUGAAAUCACAGCUGAUAAAAAACUCUGGUAGUACAUCUCAAUAUCACGCUAAGCUAUCCAAGAUUUCUCAGACUCUUCACGUAAUCGGCGAGGAAACCAAAUCCAAAGGCAUCUUGAAUUUUGAACCUAAACAAGUCGAGCGAAAGAUGCCAGCGCGCGAAAGAGCAAAAUACAUUGCUUUUGUAAAAUCAUCAAAUCAGGCGGCUGCGGCAAAAGCUGAAACCCCACAACCCUCUAGACUGUCUCCAGAGAUGCAAUUAUUGCAAGCUUUACAAGAAUACACUUUGGCCAAGAGCUCAUCUACCGGGUUCUUCAAUACAUCGCCAGUCGCUAUUGACAAUACAUAUGCAUCGGCUUUCUCUCUCAUGAACAGUAAGCACUCGGAGAUAGAUAUUUCCAAACUACCAGCAAAUGUAAUUGCAAAAUUAUGCACAGAGUCGCUUUAUCAAAGUGACACGAAUAAGGUCAUUACAGGAUUGUCCAUAGUUGCUUCUCGUUAUACUGAUCUCAUGAACAAAGCCUCACGUCCUGAAGCACCGGUAAAACGUCCUCUUGAGGACGGAACUGAUGCCACACAGCUAGCUAAAAGACAAGAAACAUCAAAACCGCUCGAGGAUGAGGAAAUUUCCGAAGACGAAGACAAACAAGACUUUAUCCUAGCGCCUCCCACUCCGAUGUCUGAGGAGGAGAAAAAGGAACAUUUCGCGCGGAUCUUAGAACACAUACUUGAUGUUAGAAAAGCAGAGGCAGAGGAAGAUACGUAUGAUGAGGCGCCUGACAACCUUCUCCACAAAGUCAGACUUAUGAAAUGGAAUAGCAAGACGUCUUGGUUGACAUUGUUGACCAGAUUAGCCACUCGAGGGCUAGUUCAUAAUAGUGAAAUGAGCAACACUGCAAGACUUGCUAUUUACGAAUACUUCUUAGACGAUUUUGGCGGCCGCGUCGAUGUUGUAAUCGAAUGGCUGAGCGAGGAGUGGUACUUCGAGUCCUUGCAGAAUGGCAGCGAUUCCAAAGAAACGCCGAUUUACGACGAAUGGUCGUUGAAAGUUUUGGAUGCUCUGAUGCCGGUCUUGGAGUCCUCACAUAGGCGUUUGUUUAUUAGACUAGUGAGUGAGUUACCUCGGUUGACUCAGCUGCACAUCGAAAAAAUCAAAUCUAUCUGCCUAGACCCGCUUCGAGGCUCAUUAGGAUUUCAAUCGCUCAAAUUCAUGCUUAUGUUUAGACCUCCAGUAAAGCCUUUUAUUCAAAAACUUUUGUUAGCCAUGCGGGAUGAGGACGAAUCCGUGAAAGAGAACUGCGAAUCCAUACUGAACAAAUUCUUUUGA
Molecule: messenger RNA, 2172 nt
Organism: Lachancea lanzarotensis
Lineage: Eukaryota; Fungi; Ascomycota; Saccharomycetes; Saccharomycetales; Saccharomycetaceae
Gene: PTA1
Product: LALA0S14e01156g1_1
Exons: 1
Coding region: 1-2172 (723 amino acids)
Cellular component (GO): mRNA cleavage and polyadenylation specificity factor complex
Source: RefSeq, a predicted model, not a curated record